Chilo suppressalis (striped riceborer) is the source of this 8084-nucleotide messenger RNA. The record is from the annotation of a GenBank genome assembly. NCBI's taxonomy places the organism in Eukaryota, Metazoa, Arthropoda, Insecta, Lepidoptera, Crambidae.
CGUGGAUCGAGCGCGCGUAUAAAUUCCGAUAAAUUCGUUCUCCGUUGCGAUGUGGAAAAAACAUCUAAUUUAUUUUACUAAACAUGAACAAUGCCAGAAAUACAAAUGGAAAACGUAUUGAAAAGCAAUAAGCAUGUCCCGAAUAGUUAAACCUGAUACAUAAGAAAAAAGAACAUAGAAAUGAGCAAAUUUUAAAUUUAAAUAAAACGGUCAGAGCAAUACUGUUGCGAUAAUAAAUUAGUUUGGAAUUAUAUUUGCACUCGUAGAUAUUAUUGUGUUGUAAAGAUUGUGUUGCAAAAGAGAAUUGAACGAAAAUGAAAUGUCGAAAAAAGGACCAACACGCUCGUGUGCGAUUAAACAUCGACAAUGUGACCAAAAUGAACCGCGGAUCCAGGGAAGAGCUGCUGGGCAGCUCGCAAGAGGCGAUAAGAAACAGCCAGCACGACCUGCGCAGCUUCUCUGACAGGCCACUUACCCGGGAAGAGAAGACAUUCCUCCUCCACGCAGACAGAGGCGACUAUGUCACCGUUAAGAGAUUGAUAGAACAAUACUCGGGCAACCCCGACAUAUUGGACAUAAACUGCGUGGACCCGCUCAACCGAUCCGCGCUCAUAGCCGCCAUCGAGAACGAGAACAUUGAACUCAUCAAGUUACUCCUGGACUCUGGGAUUCAAGUGAAGGAUGCUCUUCUACACGCCAUCAAAGAAGAAUAUGUGGAGGCUGUAGAAAUACUUCUACAAUGGGAAGAGGACAACCAUGUGCCCGGCGAACAAUACAGUUGGGAGUCCGUCGACACAUCAGCGGCUACAUUCACGCCGGACAUCACACCUUUAAUCCUGGCAGCUCACAGGAAUCACUACGAGAUCCUCAAGAUCCUGCUGGACAGAGGUGCAACGCUUCCUGUGCCGCACGACGUCAAGUGUGGUUGCGACGAAUGCGUCAAGUCGUCUCAAGAAGAUUCCCUCCGGCACUCCCAAGCUCGGAUCAACGCAUACCGAGCUCUCACUUCUCCGUCCCUUAUCGCUCUAUCAUCAGCCGACCCUCUUCUAACCGCUUUCCAAUUGUCCUGGGAACUGGGGCGGCUGAGCCGAAUGGAGACUGAGUUCCGAGUGGAGUACAAGGCGCUUAGACAGCAAUGCCAAGAGUUUGCAACAUCGUUGCUAGAUCACACGAGAACUUCCAGAGAACUGGAAAUAAUGCUCAACUACAACCCGUGGGAUACAGACAGCUGGGAACCAGGAGAAAGGCAAACAUUAGGAAGGUUAAAACUAGCGAUCACAUAUAAACAGAAAAUGUUCGUCGCACAUCCAAACGUUCAGCAGCUACUAGGAGCAAUAUGGUACGAAGGCCUACCAGGAUUCAAAAGAAAAAACAUAGUUGGACAGUGUAUACAGGUGGCGAAAUUGGGCGUUAUGUUUCCAGUAUACUGCACAAUCUACAUGCUAGCGCCAAACUCAGAGUACGGGAGGUUCAUGAAGAAGCCCUUCGUAAAAUUCAUAUGUCACAGUUCCUCAUACAUGCUGUUUCUAACGCUUCUAUCGCUAGCGUCCCAACGAGCAGAAUACCUCUUACUGGAGUGGUCCGGGAUCCGCUGGCUUCAAGAGCUGGUGGAACACUGGAAGGUGCAUGAGAGAGGCUCGUUACCCGGCCUCAUAGAGUUCACCGUCAUCGUCUACAUAGCAAGUCUUAUAUGGGCUGAGAUCCGCGCUUUAUGGACGGGUGGCAUCAUGGAGUACAUCAGCGACCUCUGGAAUAUCGUGGACUUUAUCACCAACAUGUUCUACAUCGCCUGGAUUAGUCUGAGGGUUUCCGCUUGGUACAUCGUCCAGCGUGACUAUCGGAACGGCAUGGAUCCCUGGUAUCCUCGUGAGCGCUGGGAUUCGUACGAUCCAAUGUUACUUUCCGAAGGUGCAUUUGCUGCGGGAAUGAUCUUCUCAUUCCUCAAGUUGGUGCACAUUUUCUCCAUCAACCCUUACCUGGGACCGCUGCAAGUCUCCCUCGGGCGCAUGAUACUCGACAUUAUCAAGUUCUUUUUUGUAUAUAUGCUGGUUCUCUUUGCCUUUGGCUGUGGCUUGAAUCAACUGAUGUGGUAUUAUGCUGAGUUGGAGAAGAAUAAGUGCUACCACCAUCCUAAUGGAAUAGCAGAUUUUGAUACUCAGGAACGAGCAUGUACAAUCUGGCGACGCUAUGCAAACCUCUUCGAAACUUCACAGUCAUUAUUUUGGGCUUCAUUCGGUCUGGUGGAUCUGACGACCUUUGAAUUGACCGGUAUCAAGAGCUUCACCAGAUUCUGGGCUCUCCUCACCUUUGGAUCGUACUCCGUGAUAAACAUCAUUGUUCUACUGAACAUGUUGAUCGCCAUGAUGUCCAACUCCUACCAGAUCAUCUCGGAACGAUCCGACAUGGAAUGGAAGUUUGCUCGCAGCAAUCUCUGGAUGUCUUACUUUGAGGACGGGGAUACAGUCCCUCCACCCUUCAACAUCAUCCCUACGCCCAAACACCUCGUCUGUUGGAUUAAGCAUUGCUUCACUAACCGUGACCGAGGAUCUAUAAUCCACAAGUCUCGAGAGAAGGCACGUCAUCAACACGAGGCGGUGAUGAGAGUUCUGGUUCGUCGUUACGUCACCGCCGAGCAACGAGCUCGCGACGAGGUCGGCGUCACUGAAGAUGACGUCAUGGAGAUCAGGCAGGACAUAUCGACGCUGAGAUUCGAACUCAUAGAUAUAUUACACAAUAAUGGGAUGAAGACCCCGAGGCUGAAACUACAGGAUAGCACUAUUGCGGGGAAGAAAGGCAAAGUUAUGGAACGGCGAAUCCUCAAGGACUUCCAGAUCGGCAUCGUCGAGGGUAUCAUCAAAGACGUUAUCUCCAAAGAGGUCAAGCCCAAGGACGUCUUCAGUCAAAUCGCCAAAGCCAUAGUCAGGAGAGGCAGCACGGAUAGGACGGAGAGCAAGAAACGCGACUGGAACGCCCUGGUGCGCACUAACACCGUCCGUCGCGAUCCAAUAGGCAGGUCUUCAGAAGCGGAGAUCAGGCGCAGCAGGCAGUCCUUACGAGCACAUAUACUGGACAAUGUUCACGCUAGGACUAUAGACCCGCAGAAACUUCUUGAAUACAACCCCAAGCUUUCCGAAGUGACUCCCACCACUCGGGUGGCGUACGCCAAGUUCAUGCGCAGCAAGAUCACGUCAGAAUUCAAGGAGAAAGAGAAAGAGAAGGAGACGGCUGCUGGCGAAGAGUUCAGCCUCGUGGAUGAAGUGUUCGAGACACCAAAGAGGCAAGACGCGAAAAGGACUAGCAGUAAAACGUUCAGAAGCAGGACUCCAAUUCCUGAAACUUCCGAUGACGAAGGCCUUAAAGAUCACGAAAUAACUGUGAAAGCUGACAUCGAAGAUAAAGGCUCAGAAGGGGGUUCUGAGCAAACGAGACCAUUGAAAUCCUCAUCUCAAGAACCAUCCGAACCAAGCACACCAGCGUUCGACCCAAUUAGUGACAGGCGUUUCACACCUCCAGUCCAAUUCGACACUAAGGACCAUGUCAUACAAAUAGACGAAUUAGAAUCUCCAACCAGCGCUCUUUGUAUGACCAAAGAAGAAGACACGAGACUACAAAAACCUAUUACGCCUACACCGAGCGUACAUUCCGAGCAAAUUUUAUCAGCUUCAUCUUUAGACUCACAAUAUAGGCAAAUGAUGAGUCCGCCACCAUCUGUAGUAGUUCCGUGUCCGGCAGGUACUAAACUUCCUUCAGUUCUUACACCUUCUCCUUCACGUUCAACUAUUGAAUCUCCUUCUACUGUUACAAAGCCUCUUACGAUUACCAAAUCUCCACCUCCUGUGAUAAUGACCCCACCACCGCCAGAAAGUCCAGCGCCUCCUAUUCCUUUACCACCAGACAUAGCGUCUAGACCCGAAUCUAGAUCGGCCAGAACUGAAAUUAGUACACCUAGGCCUGAAGCUUCUAGCCCUAGACCAGAAACCUUAAGUUCUAAACCAGAACGACCUAAAUCUUCAUUGAGUACUCAAAGAGUUUCACCAUCACCGUCACCAUUUCCCUCGCCAUCCCGUAGCCCUAUAACUGACAAAGGUAAAUCUAAGGUGACAGGUAAAAUGGUAUCUGGUUGGCUUUAAAUUUUAGGUAAGAAUAAAAUGUUUACAGAAUUGGUUAGCAUCAUGCAUACCAACAUAUUAAAAUUCGAGUUUCGAUUCUGUCAAUUCUUUACUAAAUAAUCUGAUUGGUUUUUUGUCUCCUUUACGAUUUACUUAUACUAUAUAAUUAUCGAACUUAUUCACAGUUCAGGGCGUAUUUUGAAAUCUGGGUCUUUUUUACGAUUUGCAUUUGAUUUUUUUUUUUAUUAUUAUCAGUACAGAAUUAGUAAAUUUCAUCAAAAUAUAGGUAUUUUACGCCCUCUUGGCCCUUGGGUAAAUACGCCCCUGCUUAUUCACCCUGAAAAUGUUAUGGUAACUUCUUGUUUUUGCGUUAGGCGAUCAGAGCUUAGCAGCUUAAGAUCCUGUAUUUAUUAAAGACAUAAAGAGCGUUUAAAAUUUGAGAGUAUGAACAUGGAAUUAUGCCAGACUCGUUUGUACACCGAAAUAAAUACUAAUUAUAAUUUGAAUUCACUGAAUCUUUUAAAGUUUGAUGCAUAUAUUUAUUGGGGAAACAAGGUAGGUAUUCCAUGUUAUUUAAAUAUUAUUCAAAAUAACCAAUUUUAUAUUGCCUACAGAACAAUUUACUUUAUCAGAUUUGCAUAGCCUUAAGAUAAUUAUUAACCAACCUGUAGAAAUAGAAUCAUAUUUUUUUCUUCUCAUAAAGUUCCUUUUAAAUGCGAGCAUGAAUUUUAUCCCCAUGAGACAGCACUGUCGACAGAAAUCGAAUUAUAUCCCUCACAAGCCAUUUGCGUAAUAGUAUGACCACACCCAAGUUUUGAAAUUUAAACGUGCAACAUUAAAAUAGAAGUUUCGUCGAAAAUAGACUUUAAACACUCAUAGACAAAAACUAAAAUCAAGUGGCAUGAGCAGUUCAGUUUAACUAGUCGAGGUGUAAUAGUAUUAUCCACCAACGCGGAGUCAUGUGAGAUUCUUUAAACGUCAGAGCUUGCUAAUUCUGUUUACAAAUAGAUUUUUAUUAUCACCACAGUUGUAUAAAAAAUAUAAAUUACUAGCUGACUCGGCGAACUUCGUACCGCCCAAAAGUAAUAAUUUGCAAUAAAUUAAAAUUGCGACUAUAAUUUGAGAUUUAAACUAUCCUAUCUCUCAAGUUGGAUCGAACUGCACAUGGUGUGCGAAUUUUAUAAUAAUCGGUUCAGUGGUUUAGGAGUCCAUUGAGGACAAACAUUGUGACACGAGAUUUAUAUAUAUUAAGAUUAUAGAUUACUAGCUGACCCAGCGAACUUCGUACCGCCAUAAAAAUAGGGGCAGGUAGUAGAAGAGAAAACUUAGGGUUGUAUGUAUAUUUUAAUACCAUAUUUAAAAAAAUAUGUCCAAAAAAAUUUUAGGGGUGUGUAACGUAGUGUUCUAUCAAUUUCCUGGGAUAAUAUUCCUCCUAACCCAUAUCAGAACACUACGUUACAAUACCCAAUAGUUUGAAUUUUGGCGCGAAGGCGAAUUGUAGGUUUCAGAACACUACGUUACAGGUGGACAACCAUUAUCACUUAUGGAUAUGAAAAUUAGAUAGUAGCCGAUUCUCAGACCCACGGAAUAUGCAUAUAAAAUUUCAUAAAAAUCAAUCAGGCCGUUUCGGAGGAGUAUGGUAACUAACAUUGUGACACGAGAAUUUUAUAUAUAAGAUUUUUACGGUUUAAUGGUCGACUGAAAAUAGCGUCUGAAAACGAUUACUUUUGAUCUUUUUUGUAAAUAACAAAAAUAUUACAUUGGAGUCAGUGUUAAAGUUUUUCUGUAAGAAAAUUUAAAAUAUUUGUCCAAUGAAUUAAUGCAAGAUUAAUCCGACAAUUUUAAAAAUUAUGUUAAUAACCAUUUUUUUUUAAUUGAUCGAUUUUUUUUAUUAGAUCAGUAGUAAAAACUCAAUUUACCGUAGAUAUAUAAACAUAAGAUUAACUUUCAUUAAGAACUAGGAAUAAUGGAAGAUGUUAUUCUUAAGUUUCGCCAUCUUAAACAUAACGCUGUCUCUCCUAGAUUCCUAGGAAAGAAUAGAUAUAAUAAUUUGCAUAUUAAGAUAGUUUGAAAUUACGUUACUAUUCACUUGAAACACACUUGACUACAUGAUUUAUUUUAAUUUUAUGUUUUAACUUUACAAGCUAAUUAAGACAAUGAUACAGGUUAUAAGUAUUACCGCAAAAAAAAGUAAAUAAUAAUGUUAAGGUUUCAUAAUUACAUAAUUAGUGAGUUAACGCAGAGACAUACGUGAACUCGUUAUGCAAUUACAAAACCUUUAAAAGGACAAUGUUAAAAUUGGCCUAAGAACCAACACCAAUUUGGCAUUUAUGAUAAUUCUUAGUAUAUUUUUUGCGAUAAUUAUCAGUAUUUAGAUUGUGACGGACACUUCCAGUUAAGUAAGCUAAAUUAAAAAGUUAAUAAAUAAUCUGAGACAAUAAAUACCAUUUUAUGUGUAUAAUCUAUGACAGCGCUGAAAACAAAAAACACUUUCUUCCUAAUGCUGGCACUUCACUUGGCUAUUCGUAUUUGCUAUAUAGAAACAUGACAUCAGUCUGUCCUUUUCAUUCCUUAUUAAGCAUGACAUGGACAAACAGUUGUCAAGUGAAGGGCCGGCAUAAACAUGAUACUCUUUGGUUGUGGUGCAGGCAGUUUGCAUUCUCUCUAAUCUGCGGCAUUCGUGCAUUCUCGUCGAAGAGUACUUUUUAUAUACGGAAAAUUCUCGUUCGGAUCACCUGUUCUGUGUGUUUAUUUGCGAUUGUUUUUCCUUUAAUUUAACUAUUACUAUUUCGGCUAUCUAAUAUGCCAUCGAUGUUACCAAAGAGCACCUUAUUGAGCCGAGUUAAUAUAAUUUUAAUAAACUCCUUUUAUUUUUAGUUUCAACAUAGCUGCUAAACUGCUAACACAGGUUGAUUUUUUAUUUUCAUCUUUUUAUUAAUUCAUUGAUUUCCCCAAUAAUGUUAACAAUUUAUUACAUCGCACGGAACAUUAAAUAAUAAUCACUCAAACCAUUUCUUUGUACAAGAAGAUUAGGAUCCCAAUGAAAAGAUUUUUCAAAGGGCCUCUCAAAUUUAAAUCAACUUUUCACUUUUACAAUAUAACUUGGAUAAAUAAAAUAAAUAUAAUUUACAUUCCCUUAAUUAAAAUAACAAUAAAUUGAGCUAAAAUUAAUAUUAUGAUAAAUAUAAUUAUAUUAUUAAAAAUAAACAACACAAGGCACUUUAUUAAAAAAAACUAAAAAUGGUUUUCUAGUGUUCUCCACACAAAGAUAAGAUAAUAAUUGUUACAACAAAUGUAGUAAGGACUAUUUUACUUCAAAUUGAUUUAUUUAGGACAUGCUCAGACAGUGCUGAGCCUAUUCUUAUUUUAUAGUAAUCCGAGAAUUUGCUUUUCUGAAACUCUGGGUGUUCAUAUAUCUCAACUACCGUUAUCAGACCGGUUUGCGACGAGAUUACUUAUAAAAAUAUCCAAUAAUAUAAAAAAAAACCUUACAAAGCUGUUUCAUCAAACACCUUUGGUCGAUAGAUAAAGCAGCAGACUUUACAAAAGAGUAAUGUAAAUAAAAGUUCAAAUAUAUCUAGUACCUAACCUUAUUGAUAAUAUAUUAAGCAAAUGUUAGCAAAGCUUAACGCAUGUUGGUACUAAGCAUCUAAAAGCAAUGAUGAACAUGAUUUAUUAUAAUUUAUAUCGGAUAAUAUCCUAUUUAUUUCUUGACAACAUUGACUUUUACUCUCUAAAAAUCUACAUAGUAAAGAAAAAUAAAACUUGAAGGCGAUAACAGGAUAAUUAAAUGAUCAAACGAACUUACCUAAGAGAAGUUCGAUCUGAAUUAUCCUGUUAUUGCCGAAGAAAUUUAGGAUCCCUCCCACCCUAAUAUUUUUUACCCCCUAGUUAUCUAGGACAACAUCUUCAAUGUAUUUUCUUAUUCUCUAAAAUAUAUGAGCAUCGAACCGAUGAGCAACGGCGGCGGGGCGU